Pan troglodytes (chimpanzee) is the source of this 23989-nucleotide messenger RNA. RefSeq names its product coiled-coil domain-containing protein 144A. NCBI's taxonomy places the organism in Eukaryota, Metazoa, Chordata, Mammalia, Primates, Hominidae. The record is from RefSeq and is a predicted model, not a curated record. The transcript has 13 exons. Bases 172 to 2007 code for a protein of 611 amino acids.
UCAGUACUUGCUGUCCAUUGUGGCCAGAAGCAGAUUCCAGCAGAGCUUCAGCACCUGCUGUCGACUGAUUCUGCUAGCCUAUCAAGAAUCCAAGACACAUUUUGUUUGUGUGAACACUUACUGAAACUUAAGAAUAAUCACUGUGACCAACUUACAGUAAAACUUAAACAAAUGGAAAAUAUGGUCAGUGUACUACAAAAUGAGCUAUCUGAAACAAAAAAGACAAAAUUACAGUUAGAACUUCAAAAAAUUGAAUGGGAGAAAGAGCUGUGCGAUUUGAGACUUGCCUUAAAACAAGAAAAUGAGGAGAAAAGAAAUGCCAUUAUGUUGUAUAAUAAAGAUAGUGAACAGUUAAGAAUAAAAGAAGAGGAGUGUGGGAAAGUGGUUGAAACAAAGCAACAACUUAAAUGGAAUCUGAGAAGACUUGUUAAGGAAUUGAGGACAGUAAGAAAUAACUUGGAUCUGGUUGUGCAGGAGAGAAACGAUGCCCAGAAGCAACUUUCUGAAGAACAGGAUGCCAGAAUAUUACAAGAUCAGAUUCUGACGAGUAAACAAAAGGAACUAGAAAUGGCUCGAAAGAAAAUGAAUUCUGAGAUUUCUCAUAGGCAUCAGAAAGAAAAGGAUCUCUUUCAUGAAAAUUGCAUGUUGCAGGAAGAAAUUGCCUUGCUGAGACUGGAAAUAGAUACAAUAAAAAAUCAGAACAAGCAAAAGGAAAAGAAAUAUUUUGAGGACAUUGAGGCUGUGAAAGAAAAGAAUGAUAACCUUCAAAAAAUUAUAAAACUAAAUGAGGAAACAUUAACAGAAACAAUACUCCAGUACAGUGGACAGCUGAACAAUCUGACAGCUGAGAACAAAAUACUCAAUUCUGAACUGGAGAAUGGGAAACAGAACCAAGAAAGACUAGAAAUAGAAAUGGAAUCAUACCGUUGUAGACUGGCUGCUGCUGUACGUGACUGUGAUCAAAGUCAGACAGCAAGAGACCUAAAACUUGAUUUCCAGAGAACAAGACAAGAGUGGGUUCAUUUACAUGACAAAAUGAAGGUUGAUAUGUCUGGCCUACAAGCUAAGAAUGAGAUUCUUUCUGAAAAACUUUCUAAUGCUGAAAGUAAAAUUAACAGCCUACAAAUUCAGCUCCAUAACACAAGAGAUGCUCUUGGAAGAGAGAGUUUGAUUUUGGAACGUGUGCAAAGAGACCUUAGCCAGACACAGUGUCAGAAGAAAGAAACUGAACACAUGUACCAAAUUGAACAAAGCAAACUGAAGAAAUACAUUGCCAAGCAGGAAUCUGUAGAGGAGAGAUUAUCUCAACUACAAAGUGAAAAUAUGUUGCUUCGACAGCAACUGGAUGAUGUUCACAAGAAAGCUAACACUCAAGAAAAGACAAUCAGUACUAUCCAAGACCAGUUUCAUUCUGCUGCCAAAAAUCUUCAAGCUGAGAGUGAAAAGCAGAUUCUUUCACUACAAGAGAAGAACAAGGAGCUGAUGGAUGAAUAUAAUCAUUUAAAAGAAAGAAUGGAUCAAUGUGAGAAAGAGAAAGCAGGAAGAAAAGUAGUUAUGAGAGAAUUCCAACAAGAAUGGACAGAUCUCCUAAAACAACAACCUACGUCAGAGGCUACCUCACGUUGUCACAUUAAUUUAGAUGAGACACAGGAUUCAAAGAAGAAAUUGGGUCAAAUCAGAAGUGAAAUUGACCUUACAGAAGCACAGGAAACUGUUCCUUCACGAUGUCUACAUCUGGAUGCAGAGAAUGAAGUUCUUCAACUUCAACAGACAUUAUUCUCUAUGAAAGCAAUACAAAAGCAAUGUGAAACACUACAGAAGAAUAAGAAGCAGCUGAAACAAGAAGUAGUAAACCUCAAAAGUUAUAUGGAAAGAAAUAUGUUAGAAAGUGGUGAAGCUGAAUGGCAUAAACUGUUGAUUGAAGAAAGAGCAAGGAAGGAGAUAGAAGAAAAAUUAAACGAAGUCAUUCUCACUUGCAGAUGCAGCAGAAGUUGCAAAAUGAUCUAACUGCAGAAGUAGCAGCUGCUACUAAAUAUGAACCUGGAUCCUAUAUAGCUUCUCCUCUAGGAUUUACACACAAGGAAAAUCUGAAUCAAGAUCCAGUUUUGGAAGUAACAAAAGAAUAUGCACAGAUUUUAAGAAGAAAAUACAUACUCUGAAAGAUAAGGCAAUUUUAUUUGGGCUAUUCACAUGAUAUUUUGUUUCCCAUUAAAUAUAUGAUGUGAACAUUUUUACUAAAGGGAAAUAUUCUAUAUUAUACAUGUCUGAUGAAAAUUUAUAUAGUAUUUUAAAUAAUGUUUCUUGGCCUCUUCAGCUAACUUUUAAGUGGAUUUUGCAAAUGAAAACCAGUAUUACUGAGUUUUACAUACUCGAACUGCCCAAAUGUUAGCUGUUUAAACAGCCAAAUAAUCAAGUUGCCAUUAAUAAUUUAGUGGAGCCAAUUGAUGGCUUGUUUGUAUUUUAUAAUUUUAUCUUUAUACAUAGUGAUAGAUUUAAGUUUAGAUAGACAUCAUUUUGGUAUACUGGUACUGUGGUCAUUGUCAAUGUUUGGAUGUAUUACGAUUGUUAUAGUGCAAUCAAACUUAGAUAAUUUUAAUUUUAAGCACUGAUUUAUUUAGAUCUUUCCUUGUGGAAAAAUAAGGUUUGCCUAAGGCUUUUUGCUUUUUUAUUUAUUGUUUCAUUUCUUUAUUAGAUUAACUUUUGGGAAACAGUCUUAAAAUUGGAGAAAAUUUCCACAUUUUAGGAAAAACAGCUUUCCCCCUGUGGGCCAUUUGAGAGUAAAUUGCUGACAUUAUGCCAUCACAUCUGGUAUGUGGGUAUUCCCACAAGUCAGGACAUUUUAUAUAACUACUUCAUAAUCAGAAAGUUAACAUCAAUACACUUGAUCAUUUCAUUCUCAGUUUCUUUUCAAGUUUUCUUAAUUGUCUAUAAUGUUCUUUGUAGCAGAAGGAUCCCAUUCAGGUCCAUGAAUUUCAUUUAGUUGUCAUGACUCUUUCAGUCUGGAACAGUUCCUCAGUUUUUCUUUGACCUUUAUGACCUUAAAUCUUUUGAAGAGUAGAGUCCAGUAAUACAGAAUGUCCCUCCAUUGGAUUUCUCUGAAUUUUUUUUAUGAUAAGGUUUAGAUGAUAAUUUUUUUUUUGGCAAGAGUAUCACAGAAGUUAUCCCAUGAUCUUCUCACUGCAUUCUAUCAGGUGACCUGCAAUUAUUAUUAUUUUUUAUUUUCAUCUUUUAAGUUCAGGGGUACAUGUGCAGGAUGUGCAGGAUGUCCAGGUUUGUUACAUAGGUAAAUAUGUGCCAUGGUGGUUUGCUGCACAGAUCAUCCCAUCACCUAGGUAUUAAUAAUAGCCCAGCAUCCAUUAGCUGUUCUUCACGAUGCUCUCCCUUCUCUCACCCGCCACCAUCCCACAUGCCCCUGUGUGUGUUGUUCCCUGCCAUGUGUCCAUGUGUUCUCAUUAUUCAGCUCCCACUUGUAAGUGAGAGCAUGCAGUAUUUCAUUUUCUAUUUCUGCGUUGGUUUGCUGAGGAUAAUGUUCUGCAGCUCCACCCAUGUCCCUGCAAAGGACAUGUCUCAUUCCUUUUCAUGGCUGCAUAGUAUUCCAUGGUGUAUAUGUACCACAUUUUCUUUAUCCAGUUUAUCAUUGAUGGGCUUUUAGGUUGAUUCUUUGUCUUUGCUAUUGUGAAUAGUGCUGCAAUGAACAUAUGUGUGCGUGUAUCUUUAUACUAGAAUUAGUUAUAUUCCUUUGGGUAUAUACCAAGUAAUGGGAUUGCUGGGUUAAAUGGUAUUUCAGGUUCUAGAUCUUUGAGGAAUCACCACACUGUCUUCCACACUGGUUGAACAAAUUUACACUCCUAUCAAUAGUGUAAAAGCAUUCCUGUUUCUCCAUAAUCUUGCCAGCAUCUUUUCAUUUUUUUGAAUUAUAGCCAUUCUGACUAUUGUGAGAUGGUGUCUCAUUGUGGUUUUGAUUUGCAUUUCUCAGAUGAUCAGUGAUGUUGAGGUUUUUUUGUUUGUUGGCUGCAUGUAUGCCUUCUUUUGAAAAGUGUCUGUUUGUGUCCUUUGACCACUUUCUAAUGGGGUUGAGUUUUUUUUCUUGUAAAUUUGUUUAAGUUCCUUGUAGAUGCUGGAUAUUAGACCUUUGUCAGAUGGAUAGAGUGCAAAAAUUUUCUCCCAUUCUGUAGGUUGUCGGUUUACUCUGUUGAUAGGUUCUUAAUGCUGUGCAGAAGCUCUUUAGUUUAAUUAGAUCCCAUUUGUCAAUUUUGGCUUUUGUUGCAAUUGCUUUUGGCAUCUUCGUCAUGAAAUCUUUGCCCUUGCCUGUGUCCUGAAUGGCAUUGCCUAGGUUUUCUUCCAGGAUUUUUAUAGUUUUGGGUUGUAGAUUUAAGUAUUUAAUCCAUCUUGAGUUAACUUUUGUAUAUGGGUUAAGGAAGGGGUCCAGUUUCAAUUUGCUGCAUAUGGCUAGCCAGUUCUCCCAGCACCAUUUAUUAAAUAGGGAAUCUUUUCCCCAUUGCUUCCUUUUGUCAGGUUUGUCAAAGAUCACAUGGUUGUAGGUGUGUGGUCUUAUUUCUGGGUUCUCUAUUCUGUUCCAUUGGUCUAUGUGUCGGUUCUUGUACUAGCACCAUGCUGUUUUGGUUACUGUAGUCUUGUAGUAUAUUUUGAAGCUGGGUAGCAUGAUGCCUCUAGCUUUGCUCUUCUUGCUUAGGAUUGUCUUGGCUAUUUGGGCUCUUUUUUGGUUCCAUAUGAAUUUUAAAAUAGCUUUUUCUAGGUCUGUAAAGAAUGUCAAUAGUAGUUUAAUGGGCCUAGCAUUUAAUUUACAGAUUGCUUUGGGCAGUGUGGUCAUUUUCACGAUAUUGAUCCUUCCUGUCUGUGAGCAUAUGUUUUUCCAUUUGUUUGUGUCAUCUCUGAUUUCUUUGAAUAAUGGUUUAUAGCUAUCCUUGAAAAGGUCCUUCACUUUUCUUGUUAGCUGUAUUCCUAGGUAUUAUACUCUUCUUGUGGCAAUUGUGAAUGGGAGUUAAUUCAUGAUUUUUCUCUCGGCUUGCCUGUUGUUGGUGUAUAGGAAUGCUAGUGACUUUUGCACAUUGAUUUUGUAUCCUGAGACUUUGUUGAAGUUGCUUAUCAGCUAAGAAGUUUUUGAGCUGAGAUGAUGGAGUUUUCUAGAUAUAGGAUCAUAUCAUCUGCAAACAAAGAUAGUUUGACUUCCUGUCUUCCUAUUUGAAUAGCUUUUCUUUCUUUCUCUUGCCUGAUUGCCUUGGUGAGAAUUUCUAAUACUGUGUUGAAUAGGAGUGGUGAGAGAGGGCAUCUUUGUCUAGUGUCAGUUUUCAAGGGAACGCUUCCAGGUUUUCAGGUACUCAGGCAACAAAUAGCGUUACGAAUAGAAUAGUACCUCACAUCUCAAUGCUAAUGUUGAACGUAAAUGGCCUAAAUGCUCCACUUAAGAGAUAUAGAAUGGCAGAAUGGGUAAGAAUUCACCAACCAAGUUGCUGCUGUCUUCAGGAGACUCACCUAACACAUACGGACUCACAUAAACUUAAGGCAAAGGGUUGGAAAAAGACACUUCGUCUAAAUGGACACAUCAAAAGCGAGCAGGAGUAGCUGUUCUUAUAUCAGACAAAACGGACUUUAAGACAACAGCAGUUUUAAAAAGACAAAGAGGGACAUUAUAUAAUGAUAAAAGGACUAGUUCAACAGGAAAAUAUCACAGUCCUAAAUAUAUAUGCACCUAAUACUGGAGAUCCCAAAUUUAUAAAACAAUUACUACUAGACAUAAGAAAUGAGGUAGCUGGCAACACAAUAAUAGUGGGGGAUGUUAAUACUCCGCUGGCAGCACUAGGCAGAUCACCAAGACAGAAAGUCAACAAAGAAACAAUGGACUUAAACUAUACCCUAGAACAAAUGGACUUAACAGAUACUUACAGAACAUUCUACCCAACAAGCAUAGAAUAUACAUUGUAUACAUCAGAACAUGGGACAUUCUCCAAAAUAGACCAUAUGAUAGGGCACAAAACAAGUCUCAGUAAAUUUAAGAAAAUCAGAAUUAUAUCAAGUACUCUCUCAGACCACAGUGGAAUAAUAUUGGAAAUUAAUUCCAAAAGGAACACUCAAAAGCAUGCAAAUACAUGGUAAUUAAAUAACCUACUCCUGAAAGAUUGUUGGGUCAACAAUGAUAUCAAGGGGGAAAUUUAAAAAUUCUUUGAACUGAACGAUAAUAGUGACACAACCUAUCAAAAACUCUGGGAUACAGCAAAAGUGGAGCUAAGAAGAAAAUUCAUAGCAUUAAAUGCCUAUAUCAAAAAGUCUGAAAGAGCACAAAUAAACAAUCUAAGGUCACACCUCACAGAAUUGGAGAAACUAGAACAGUCCAAAUCCAAACCCAGCAGAAGAAAAGAAAUAACAAAAUCAGAACAAAACUAAAUGAAAUUGAAACAAAAAAAUACAACAGAUAAAUGAAACAAAAAGCUGGUUCUUUGAAAAGAUAAAUAAAAUUGAUAAGCAUUGGCAAGAUUAAUCAAGAAGAGAGAAGAUCCAAAUAAGCUCUAUUAGAAAUGAAAUGGGAGAUAUUACCACUGAUACCACCACAGAAAUACAAAAGAUUAUUCAAGACUACUAUGAACAUCUUCACAUCCAUAAACUAGAAAACCUACAGGAGAUCGAUAAAUUCCUGGAAAUAUACAACCCUCCUGGAUUAAAUUAGGAAGAUAUAGAGACUCUGAACAGACCAAUGAGAAGCAGCAAGAUUGAAAAUGGUAAUUUAAAAAUUGCCAACAACAAAAAAGUCCAGGACCAGAUGGAUUCACACCUGAAUUCUAUCAGACAUUCAAAGAAUUGGUACCCAUCCUAUUAACACUAUUUCACAGGAUAGAGAAAGAGAAAUCUUCCCUAAAUCAUUUGAUGAAACCAAAAUCACCAUGAUAUGGUUUGGCUCUGUGUCCCCACCCAAAUCUCAUCUUUUAGCUCCCAUAAUUCCCAGAUGUUGUGAGAAGGACCCAGUAGGAGAUGAUUGAAUCAUGAGGGCGGGUCUUUUCCAUGCUGUUCUCAUGACAGUGAGUGAGUGUCACAAGAUCUGAUGGUUUUAAAAACAGGACUUUCUCUACACAAGCUCUUUCUUUUUGCCUGCUGCCAUCCACGUAGGAUGUGACUUGCUCUUUCUUGACUCCACCAUGACUUUGAGGCCUCCCCAAAUAUGUGGAACUGUAAGUCAAAUAAACCUCUUUCUUUUGUAAAUUGCCCAGUCUCAGGUAUGUCUUUAUCAGCAGUGUGAAAAUGGACUAAUACACACCCUAAUACUGAAACAGACUAAUAGACACCCUAAUACCAAAAGCAAGGAAGGACAUAAUGAGAAAAGAAAGCUACAGACCUGCAUCCCUGAUGCAGUAAUCCUCAAAAAAAAUACUAGCUAGCUGAAUCUAACAACAUAUCAAAAAGAUAAUCCAUCAUGAUCAAGUGGGUUUCAUACCAGGGAUGCAGGGAUGGUUUAACAUCUACAAGUCAAUAAAUGCGAUACACUACAUAAACAGAAUUAAAAAACAAAAGUCACAUGAUCAUCUCAAUAGAUGCAGAAAAACCACUUGAGAAAAUCCAGCAUCCUGAUUUUAUUAAGACCCUCAGCAAAAUCAGCAUAGAAGGGACAUACAUUAAGGUAAUAAAAGCCAUCUAUGACAAACCCACAGCCAGCAUUAUACUGAACAGGGAAAAGUUGAAAGCAUUCCUCCUGAAAACUGGAAGAAGACAAGAUUGCCCACUUUCUCCACUUCUAUUCAACAUGGUACUGGAAGUUCUAGCCAGAGCAAUCAGACAAGAGAAAGAAAUCAAGGGCAUCCAAAGUGGUAAAGAAGAAGUCUGCCUAUUGCUGUUUCCCAAUGAUAUGAUUGUAUACCUAGAAAACCCUAAAGACUCAUCCAAAAAGCUUCUAGAACUGGUAAAUGCAUUCAGCAAAGUUUCAGGAUACAGAGUUACACACAAGUGUGCACAAAUCCGUAGCUGUGCUAUACACCUUCAGCGACCAAGCCAAGAAUCAAAUCAAUAACUCAACCCUUUUUACAAUAGCUACAAAUAAUAAUAAUAAUAAUAAUAAUAAUAAUAAUAAAAUACUUAGGAAUGUUCCUAACCAAGGAGGUGAAAGAUCUCUGCGUGGAAAACUACAAAACACUACUGAAAGAAAUCACAGAUGACACAAACAAAUGGCAGCACAUCCCAUGCUCAUGGAUGGGUAGAAUCAAUAUUGUGAAAAUGACCAUACUGCCAAAAGCAAUCUACAAAUUUAAUCCAAUUCCCAUCAAAAUACCACCAUCAUUCUUUACAAAAUGAUGAAAAAUAAUCCCAAAAUUCAUAUGGAACCAAAAAAGAGCCUACAUAGCCAAAGGAAGACUAACCAAAAAGAAUAAAUCUGGUGACAUCACAUUACCUAACUCCAAACUAUUCUGUAACACCAUAGUCACUAAAACAGCAUGAUACUGGCAUAAAAAUAGGCACAUAGACCAAUGGAACAGAACAGAGAACCCAGAAUUAAAGCCAAAUACUUACAGCCAGCUGAUCUUCCACAAAGUGAGGAAAGGACACCCUAUUCAACAAAUAGUGCUGGGAUAAUUGGCUAGCCACAUUUAGGAGAAUGAAACUGGAUCCUUAUCUCUCACCUUAUACAAAAAUCAACUCAAGAUGGAUCAAGAACUUAAGACCUGAAGCCUUAAAAAUUCUAGAAGAUAACAUUGGAAAAACCCUUCUAGACAUUGGCUUAGGCAAAGACUUCAUGACCAAGAAGCUCAAAACAAAUGCAACAAAAACAAAAGAUAAAUAGAUGGGACUUAACUAAACUAAAAAGCUUUUGCGCAGCAAAAGAAAUAAUUAGCAGAGUUAACAGACAACACACAGAGUGGGAGAAAAUCUUCACAACCUACACAUCCAACAAAGGACUAAUAUUCAGAAUCUACAAAGAACUCAAAUCAGUAAGAAAGAAACCAAUCCCAUAAAAAAGCGGGCUAAGGACACAAAUAGACAAUUCUCAAAAGAAAAUAUACAAAUGGCCAACAAGCAUAUGGAAAAAUGCUCAACAUCACUAAUGAUCAGGGAAAUGCAAAUCAAAACCACAACGUGAUAUCACCUCAUUCCUGUAAGAAUGGCAAUAUUAAAAAAAUUUAAAAAUAAUAGAUGUCGGCAUGGAUGUGGUGGAAAGGGAACACUUUUAUAGUGUUGAUGCUAAUGUAAACUAGUACAACCACUAUGGAAAACGGUGUGGAGAUUGCUUAAAGAACUAAAAGUAGAUCUACCAUUUGAUCCAACAACCCCAUUCCUCAGUAUCUACCCAGAGGGAAAGAAGUCAUUAUACAAAAAAGAUACUUGUACACACGUUUAUAGCAGCAAAAUUCAUAAUUGUGAAAAUAUGGAACCAGCCCAAAUGCCCAUCAAUCAAUGAGUGGAUAAAGAAAAUGUGAUAUGUACACACACACCCCAUGGAAUACUACUCAGCCAUAAAAAGGAGCAAACUGGAUGGAAUUGGAGACCAUUCUUCUAAUUGCAGCAACCUGGAUGGAAUUGGAGACCAUUCUUCUAAGUGAAGUAGCUCAAGAAUGGAAAACCAAACAUCAUAUGUUCUCAUAUGUGGGAACUAAGCUAUGAGAAUGUAAAGGCAUAAGAAUGAUACAGUGGACUUUGGGGACUCAGGGGAAAUGGUGGGAAGGGAGUGAGAAAUAAAAGACUACACACUGAGUACAGUGUACACUGCUCGGGUGAGGGAUGCACCAAAAUCUCAAAAAUCACCACUAAAGAACUUAUUUAUAUAACCAAACACCACCUGUUCCUUAAAAACCUAUUGAAAUAAAAAGUAAAUUUAAAAAAUCCUCCUGGAUUCAUUGAUUUUUUUGAAGGUUUUUUUGUGUCUCUAUUUCAGUUCAGCUCUGAUCUUGGUUAUUUCUUGUCUUCUGCUAGCUUGGGAGUUUGUUUCCUCUUGGUUCUCUAGUCCUUUUAGUUGUAAUAUUAGGUUGUUAACUUGAGAUCUGUCUCUCUUUUUGAUGUGGGCAUUUAGUGCUAUAAAUUUUCCUCUUAACACUGCUUUAGCUGAGUCCUGGAGAUUCUGUUAUGUUGUCUCUUUGUUCUAAUUAGUUUUAAAACACUUCUUGAUCUCUGCCAUAAUUUUAUUAUUUACCCCAAAGUCAUUCAGGAGCAGAUUGUUCAAUUUCCAUAUAGUUGUGUGGUUUUAAGUGAAUUUCUUAAUCUUGAGAUCUAAUUUGAUUGUGCUGUGGUCUGAGAGACUCUUUGUUAUGAUUUCAGUUAUUUUUCAUUUGCUGAGGAGUGUUUUUCUUCCUAAUUUAUGAUUAGUUUUAGGGUAAGUGUCAUGUGGCUAUGAGAAGAAUGUAUAUUCGCUUGUUUUUUGUUGGAGAGUUCUGUAGAUAUCUAUCAUGUCUACUUGAUCCACAGCUGAGUUCAGGUCCUGAAUAUCUUUGUUAAUUUUCUGUCUCCAUGAUGUGUCUAAUAUUGUCAUUGUGGUGUUAAAGUCUCCCACUAUUAUUGUGUGGGAGUCUAAGUCUCUUUGAAGGUCUCCAAUAACUUGCUUUAUGAACCUGGGUGCUCUUGUAUAGGGUGCAUAUAUAUUUAGGAUAGUUAACUCUUCUGGUUGAACUGAACCCUUUACCAACAGGUAGUGCUCUUCUUUGUCUCUUUUGAUCUUUGUUAAUUUAAAGUCUGUUUUGUUAGAAACUAGGAUUGCAAGCUCUGUUUUUUUCUGCUUUCUGUUUGCUUGGUAAAUUUUCCUCCAUGCCUUUAUUUUUAGCCUAUGUGUUUCUUUGUGUGUGAGAUGGGUCUCUUGAAUACAGCAUACUGAUGGGUCUUGGUUCUUUAUCUAGCUUGCCAUUCUGUGUCUUUCACUGGAGAACACAUUGAGAUUUAAGAAAGAUCGUCUUCAAGCUCUGAGAUUCUUUUCUUGGCCUAUUCUGCUGUUAAUAAUUGUGAUUUCAUUGUGAAGUUCUUGUAGUGUGUUUUUCAGCUCUAACAGUGCUGGGAUUACAAGCGUGAGCUACCACACCCAGCGAGGAAGCCAAGUUUAACGUGUGUGCUCCACUCCUCCAACCUGGCCAAAGGGCAGUCAUCAUCACUGGCCACUACUGACCGCAGCCUUUAGAAACUCCCCUUGAACGUGCUGGGCUGACCUUCCUCUGAUCACAGGCAAGGCAAAGGGAAACGACAGACCCUUGCCUUCCCGGUCCUCAAGGGUCAGCUGUAAGAUGAUGUCAUAAAGCCGGAUCAGGUCCUGGGGCCGGGGGAAGCACUUGCUGUCAUCCUCUGGCUGCUGCUGCAGCAGAGCCCUCUGCAGACCUUUGGCCAUGCUCUCAUUACGCUUGAUUGCCAUUGACAGCUUGAUGUAAGUCAGGUGAACAAAUAGAAGCUGAGGGUGAAGGACCUACAGCUGUCACCUUCAUCUCUUCUCAACACUGCCAACUGUCCCCUUGGAUCUCCCAGACAGACAACAAGGGACAUCUCUGGUUUCUCGGUGCCUCCUAGAAACCUCGGGUCAUUUCAAGGCAUUAUGCAAAUGAGAAGCUUUCCUUCUCUUCACCUCAUCUCCUGAUCUGCACAAAAGUGACUGUAGGACCCAGUGUUGGUACCGAUGUAGGCACCAAUCCUCAGUUUACCACCUGCUCUCUACUUGCUUCCCUGCCAUAACUUUCUAAAAGGGAUGUGAGCCAUGUUUAAAGUCACCUGGUCACUGGAGGGAUCUUGUUCUACCCCCUGUAGUAGUACCUCUGUAGGGUAGUACCCACUGUAGGGAUCUUGUUCUACAUCAGUGGUUGCCAACUUUUUGGCACCAGGGACUGGUGUUGUGGAAGACAAUUUUCCACGGACUGGGGGGCUGGGGAGAAUGGUUUCAGGAUCAAACUGUUCCACCUCAAAUCAUCAGGCAUUAGAUUCUCAUAAGGAGGGCACAACCUAGAUUGCUAGCAUGCCCAGUUCGCAAUAGGGUUCGUUCUCCUGCGAGAAUGGCAUGCCGCUGCUGAUCUAACAGGAGGCAGAGCUCAGGUGGUAAUGGGAGCAAGGGGGAGUGGCUAUAAAUACAGCUCACCGCUCACCUGCUGCUGUGCAGCCCGGUUCCUAACAGGCCAUGGACGGUACUGGUCUGUAGCCCAGGAGUUGGGGAAUCCUGCUCUACAGAGUUUCCAACCUCAGAGAUGAAGCAUCCCCUCUGUAAGUCAGAAAGAAAUUAUUCAAGUAGGAGAAUUAAAACAGGAUCACAGAGAGGGAGGCUGAAGAAUUUGACAUUCUGUGUUGUUUACUUGUAUGAGGAAAAACAGCACAUAGAGGCAUCCACAGUAUUUAAUUUGUUUGGAUAACAGUUACGGAUAAACAGGUACACCCCAUAUACAAUUACCAAUACUUUUUAUACCGUUCAUAUUUCAGUACAUCAACACUAUUUUAUUUACACUCUAUUUAUAUACAUUAACAUCUUUCUAAAGUCAGUGCAUUGUCAACAUGUUUUAUACAGUAAUUUACAAGGUGAAUGUAGUUAAUAGUUAAUUUAAUAAAUUUUCUGCUAGUUCAUGAAUUAAAAAAAUUAAUUACAACCAGUAUAACAAACAGAUCAAACAACAUUAGUAGAUUGUGCUACCUGCUUAAAUAAAACAUCUGUAAAGAAAUUAUUUAAAGUCUUCCACUUUUUAACGGGACAUGUACACGUAGGAAUGGACCGAUUUUAUAUACUGAAAAUCUUGAAACUAUAAAGUAUGCAUUUUUUCUGAGUUUAUUACAUUAGAUAAUUUAGGCCACUCCUACCUAUUUGCAAUUAUAUUUUUUCUGAAAAGGAUUUCAAUUUAGGUAGCCAUUUAAGAUAACCUUUCCAAAUGCUCUGAGAACUAGAUAUUAAUGGUUACUGGCCUCAGAUAUCAGAACACAAAUGCUUAGUUACACUGGUAAUUACUACCUAUGAGGAAGAAAGUGUAGUGGAAUCUGACAAUUAAUGAGAAUCAACUUGCAGGGUCUAAAUGAAUAAACAAAGACCAAAAAUAAGGUGAAACAUUUCCUUCAAGUAUAUAUUAAAAAACUACACCAAAAAAAUUCUACCUGAACUAAAUAAUAUUUAUACUUUUGUUCCAGUCUUGAAUAAUUAGAGGAAAAAAUGAAGUAAACAAAGAAACAUAACUUUCAAUGACUACUGUAAAAUUUUAAAAAAAGACAAAUAUCAAAAUAAAAAUUAGUGGACGUGCAAACAAAGCAAAACUAAAGUUGACUUCCUAAAACCACCAAUUUCAUUAAAUAUACUUAUGAACUCCUAAUGUCUGGGAUGUGUUUUGUUUGUAAUUUAUAGCCCUUGGAGCCAUCAAAUACACACAAGCAAGUUCAUUUGCAUGUGUUCUCUCUUUUUUAAAGUGCAAAAUAAACACGGAAAAGAACAACCACUAAUUGUGAAACGUGAUCUAGCUCCGAUGCCGCUUACCUUCCCAGAAGCUCUUGUUGCAACAUGUGCAUGUGAAGAUGGUGCAAAUAUUGGCAACUGCUCCCCUUCCCUCAGCAUGGGCGGGGCCGGGGGUGCAGAAUACAUUUCUGAGGAUACUUGAAGUAUCCUAAAUGUAAGAUGCCUCCACUGGGAGGGCCAUGGUAGCUGGAUUUCCCAGGAUGUUUUUCUUUCUACUGGGUCUCCCUCUGGGUGGAAGGCACAUAGCUCUUAAGAGAGCCUCCCUUUCAGACUGACCACUCUAUGCCCCUGCCACCAAUGACUGGUUGUAUCUCAAACAUAAACACAACGGCAAAAACAAAAAGCAAGAAAGACAAAGAAAGGGUAUGGAAACUUUAAAAAAUAAAUGGAAAAAUCCUCGCCCAUGCCGUAAGAAUCAUUUGCACACCUUCAUGAUCUUGCUUUCUCCAUCUUGUCAACAGAAUGGAAUAAAACUUAAGGAAAAAGGAGGUAGCAUAUCAUGUCAUCCCUAGACAACAUUAUAAUUUUUUGUUUUUUACUUUGACUCCAAGGAAAUCUUUAAUAUUUGUUAUGAUUAUUGAUAAACUCUAUACUGACUACAUAUUUGUUCAUAUCUGGACAAGCACAAUUGAGUUCUUAUUUGGUCCCAGGUGGCUGGUGCCAAACUUUUUGUUUACAGGCUAAUGGUGGGAUCUGCCUGAAAGUUCUCUAUCAGACAACUUGCAUGAGACUUCAAAAUAAAACUACUACUACUCUUAAAGUUAACUAUUUUAAUUAGAAUUUGUAUUCUAACAGGAUAAAAUAACUACAUUUAGCUUGCCUCUCAGUGACACUUUUGCCAAGUAUCAGCUACAAGGAGUCAUCUCCCUCCCCACCAAGCUGUCUAGCAGCCAGAAUGGUAGCUUUGCUGUAACACACAGUACUUUUUGUAAUCAGACUCAAAGUCUUCAUCCAUACUGCUUGUGUCUGCCAUCUUUUUGCCAUCAAUCUUUGGCAGAAAUUGUGCAUAGUCUAUCCUCUGCUGCUCAUAGAAAAGAAUGUAGGCAGAGUCGGUGUCAAUUUCAUCAGGGUGACAUUCCUGAAAGGGCAAGAAAAACUUUUAACAAAAACCGUCACUAUUAUGGCUCUAAAUCCUUGCCAGGAAAGGGAAGACCAACCCUCUGUAAUUACUAAACCUGAUUGCUUCCAAUAAGCUCACUAGUUUGGCUGUCUCACACCUGCCCCUUUAAAAUGAGCCCCAUUAUUUCCAAUGUUUGCUUUGGAGAAAAUAUUUUGACCAUAGACAAGUCAAAACAGAAUGACCUAAAACCCCAUCAAAUUCUAUGUAUUUAUUUUUAUUUAUUUACUUUUUUGAGAUGGAGUCUCUGUCUGUCACCAGGCUGGUGUGCACUGGUGUGAUCUCAGCUCACUGCAACCUCUGCCUCCUGGGUUCAAGCGAUUCUCCUGCCUCAGCCUCCCGAGUAGCUGGGACUACAGGCAUGUGCCACCACGCCUGGCUAAUGUUUUGUAUUUUUAGUAGAGACAGGGUUUCACCAUAUUAGGCAGGAUGAUCUCAAUCUCCUGACCUCAUGAUCCACCCUCCUUGGCCUCCCAAAGUGCUGGGAUUACAGUCGUGAGCCACCGCGCUUGGCCCAACCCCAUCAAAUUCUAACAGUCUAGAAGAUAGGAGCUUUUUGCAUUAACUCCUUUUUUUUUUUUUUUUUUUUUUUUUGAGACAGAGUCUUGCUCUGUUGCCCAGGCUGGAGUGCAGUGGUGCAGUCUUGGCUCACUGCAACCUCCACCUCCCAGGUUCAAGCUGUUCUCCUGCCUCAGCCUCCCGAGUAGCUGGGAUUACAGGCAUGUGCCAACAUGCCCAACUAAUUUCUGUAUUUUUAGCAGAGAUGGGGUUUCACCAUGUUGGCCAGUCUGGUCUCGAACUCCUGACAUCAAGUGAUCCACCUCCUAAGCCUGCCUCAGCCUCCCAAAGUGCUGGGAUUACAGGCAUGAGCCACUGCGCCCGGUCAACUAACUCUUUAUUUUUCCUCACUACUCAUGUUUUCAUUCCCUACUCUGCAUAUCACUUUUGUUCCUUUAAUACUGACAGCAUCUAUGUAUUGAUUCUAACAGGAAUAUCUAUUUCCUAUUCAAGAGAUAGUCCAUUAUUUCAACAAAUGUUCCCCAGUUCUGUCGAUAUUCUGUUUCUAACUUUCAUUCAAAGAUUGAGAAUGCUUACCUCACAAAUGCUGUCAUUGUAACAGUACCACUUGCAGUUUGGGUUUUUAGCAUAAGCGACGUAAUGGCCCCCACUCAGAAUUCCUGAAUGGCACUGUAAGAGAUAAGAGAGUGGAGGUAUGUUCGUAGUUAACUGUACUAUGGCCAGGGUAUAGCACUAGGAUCUGAGCAGGAGAACAGUGAUCAUGUAAAUGGUCAGUAGGUGAGAAAAUAUUUUAGAACCCUCUAACUUUCUCUAAAACCAAAAUAAGCAAAAAGCAAAAUACAAAAGUCAUAAGCUCCAAGUCUUGCGUGGAUAAACAAUCAUUUUAUAAUGUAAUUACUAUUACUAUUAUUAUUUUGAGACAGGGGCUUGCUCUAUCACCCAGGCUGGGGUGCAGUCGAGUGAUCACAACUCUCUAAAGACUUGGCCCCCUGGGCUCAGGUGAUCCUUCUGCCUCAGCCUUCCAAGUAGCUGGGACCACAGGCAAUGCCACCAUACCUCACUCCAUUUUAAAAUUAUUUGUAGAGAUGGGGCCCAGGCUGGUCUCAAACUCCUGGGCUCAAGCGAUCCUCCUGCCUCAGCCUUCUAAAGUGCUGGGAUUACAGGUGUGAGCCACCACACCUGGGCAGGCCCAGAUUUCUAUGUUAACUUUGUCUAUCACUAAGCUCAAUGCUAGGAAAUAAGCAGGACCUGAAAAAUACUUGCUGAUGAAUACAUGAAGACAAGUGAACAAAACACAGACCACUCUCUGAAAACUGUACAAUAAACCACUUAUUGAAAUUGCAUAUAGAUUAUAAAUAGGCUUAAUAUGAGUGUCUUCUCUUUGGUCAUCAGUGCUGUCUUCUUCACUGUGGUUUCCAAGCUGACCAUUGCUGUAGCCAUUGCCAUAUGCUUCAUGCUCAUAAAGGAAUCCAUUGGCCAAAGCUACCUCGUGGUCCUGAGGAGUGACCAGCUCUGGUUUGCUGCCCCCCCACAUAUGCCCUCAGCUCAAGGCGUCAGCCAGCUCACAGAUCUGCCCAGCCCCAUUCUCUUUGCUGGCAUCCAAGUUCUUCUUACUACUUGACAGCUUAUUUUUGCUGCCAAUAUGGGGCAGCCGGAGCCUCUCUUUGCUCCUCCCCAAAGUCCGUGGGCUGCUAUUAGGGCUGCUGUUUUUGCUGGAGGGACAGCUGGUUCCACUUUUUCUUGAUGAAGAAGGAGAACCUGUGAACAGGACAGAAGAAAAGAUUCACAAAUCCAAAUGCCACAAAGUAAGCCAGCCCCAAAUGCUAACUCUGGGGUUAGCUUCACAACUGUACACACAAAGGUAAAGACAGGGGAGUCGUGACUGGCUACCCUUUAGUUCCUAUUAUGUGGCCAGUAAAUUACAUUUUUGUCUUCUUCAAUGCCAAGUCCCUAUAAGCAACAAUGUCCUGAAAAUGUAAAGUACAUUAUAGAGACUCAGAAAAUAGCAGAAAGAUGAUUUAUGUCAGAUUCAGUUGAAAAAAAUCUAACUAUUAGUGUAAGGAGUUUUCCAAAUACAUAUUCCUCUCCUUUGUAAAAUUAGACCAAAAAUGUGACCACCAUUUACUGAGUACUUCCUAUUUUUAGGCAUGGUACUGGGAAUUUCUUGCUGUCCAUUGUUACCUCUAUGUCUCACAAAAAUCCUGUAAGGCUUUAAACUUUUUGGUUAUAGCCUCUUACCCCUACCCCCUUUUAUACCUUUAAAAAUUAUUGAGAACCUUUAGAACUUUUAUGUGAAUUUUAUCUAUCAAUAUUUCCUGUAUUAGAAACUAAAACUGAGGCAUGAAAAAGUACAACACAUUAGCACAGAUCUUCACUGUCAAAGUGACGAUAUUAUUCCACGUCAUGUUGUCUCUUACACCAUUGUACAUCUGUGAGAGAAUAAAAGUGAAAAGGCACAUAUUGUCUUAGUAUUUUUAUGAAAAUAGUUUUGGGCCAGGCACAGUGGCUCACACCUGUAAUCCCAGCACUUUAGGAGGCCGAAGCAGGAGGUUCACUUGGGUGCAGGAGUUCGAGCCCAGCCUGGGAAACAUGGCGAAGCACCAUCUCUACAAAAAAUACAAAAAUUAGCCAGGUGCAGUGGUGCGUGCCUGUAGUCCCAGCUACUCAGGAGGCUGAGGUGGGAGGAUUGAUUGACUCCAGGAGGUCGAGGCUGCAGUGAGCUGUGAUCUGUGUUGCACCACUGCACUCCAGCCUGGGUGACAGAGUGAGACCCUGUCUCAAAAAAAUAAAAAAUAAAAUAAAUAAAUAAAUAAAGAUUUUUGAUCCUCUAGACCCCCUGAAAGAUGGGGAACCUCACAACUUUCACUAUAAGGGGACAAGACAGCAGCUACCAUUCCUGUUUACCAUACAUCAGGCACUGUGUGAAGUGCUUUACUCUCCAUGUGUCAAACUCUCAACUCUGUAAACCUGGCAUUAUCUCCAUUUUACAGAUGAGAAAAUAGAUUCAGGGAGGCUGAAUCUCUUGAUAAAACUUACAUAGCUCAAAUACAGAUAGGUCUGAUUCCAGAUAGGUUCCUUCCACCCAACCAACCUGAUGUUCCAGAUCAGAAGACAGAGAAACAUAUGUAGCCUAGAGGAGUCCCAAGAAAGCAACUGCAUAAGGCCCCCAGGCCUCACCUUUUGGGCUGCUGCUGAUGUUAGCGCUGAGUGAGGAUGGGCUUUUGCUCAGGAGCAUGUCCUCUUCCCCAGCCAAACUCUGCACAUCCGCUUUCUUCACCUCUCUUGCCAGAAUCCUGGGCUUGGAGAGCUCAUCCCCCUGGGGUGUGAGUGGUUGAUGCUGGCAGAGAGCCGGGUCUCGUGGUACCAAAAAAGCACUCGGAUCAAAACUUUCCCAAGGAAAUUUGACAAUUUUCUGUGAUUUUAUCCACUGAUCAUUUACAAAUUGAAAUCGCUUAAGGUGAAUAAUCUGGAGAAGAAAAGGUAGAAAACAUCGCAUUAAAGCGUUCUGAAGAUACAAAAUUUACAUGGAAAAAACAAGUCAAAUACAUGUGAAUGUUUGGGAAUAUAUAACAGAACAUUUGCUCUUCAUUAUUUUUUAAAUACUUCAAAAAUGUGGUUUCCUAAAGGCCUCUACACAGGCCCCAGUGCACUGGUGUGCUUGUGCAGACACUCAACUCAGCAGUGUGGCACAGCCACGUGACUGCGCAGUGGGUACUGCCUCCAGGCUCAGUUGCUCUUCUAGAGUCCACAAAGGGCUAGCCUGAGCUUCCACUCUCCACAGAGCCAGAAGUUCACCCUCUCCUGAAGUUCAAAUUCACCACGUUGUACCCCUUGUGGCAGUUCUCACAUCACACUGAAUUGCAGUUACUGGGCUACAUGACCGCUCUGCUUGUUUUAUUUGAUGAUUAUAUGAAAAUAUAUACUUGUUAAAAUUCAUCAAACUGGAUAUUAAAAAUAUAUGCUUUUAAUUGUAUGUUAAUUAUACCUCAAUUUUUUUAAAAAGGUCUCCCCCUUGGCCAGGCAUGGUGGCUCACACCUGUAAUCCCCACACUUUGGGAGGCCGAGGUGGGUGGAUCACGAGGUCAGGAGAUCGAGACCAUCCUGGCUAACACAGUGAAUCCUCAUCUCUACUAAAAAAAUAAAUAAAAAACACACAAAAAAUUAGUCAGGCGUGGUGGUAGGCGCCUGUAGUCCCAGCUACUUGGGAGGCUAAGGCAGGAGAAUGGUGUGAACCUGGGAGGUGGGGCUUGCAGUGAACUGAGAUCUUGCCACUGCACUCCAGCCUGGGCGACAGAGCGAGAUUCCAUCUCAAAAAAAAAAAAAAAGGUCUCCCCCUCCUCCCCAGCCACCUUGUCCCCAAGCCUGCCCCUUCCCUCUAGUUCCUAUCUGUGGAGUUAGCUGACAACCAGUGUUAUUAAUUUCUUGUGCAUCAUUCCCUGGGAAGCUGUUCUGGUCUAAGAAAAACCUACAUUCAGCUUCACAGAGUAGUGUGACAGAGACAUGAUUAGAAUAAGAAAAUACGGCUGGGUAUGGUGGCUCAUGCCUGUAAUUCCAGCACUUUGGGAGGCCAAGGUGGGCGGAUCACCUGAGGUCAGGAAUUCGAGACCAGCCUGGCCAACAUGGUGAAACCCCAUCUCUACUAAAAGUACAAAAAUUAGCCAGGUGGUAGUGGUGCAUGCCUGUAAUCUCAGCUACUCAGGAGACUGAGGCAAGAGAAUCACUUGAGCCCAAGAGGUGGAUGUUGCGGUGAGCUGAGAUUACAACACUGCACUACAGCCUGGGUGACACAGUGAGACCCUGUCUCCAAAAAAAAAAAAAGAAAAAAGAAAGAAAAUACAUAUAAAUAUCUGAUUAAAAUAGGCCAGUACCUUACAGUUACACUGACCUUAAUGAAUAGGAAGAUUUGUCACUUCAAACUCUCCUGACAAACAAAAGGACAGUCUCCUAAUCCAUGAAGGGAGAAGGCAGAAGUAAAUUAAAUCUAAAAGAACACACAGGCCCUAGUGCACUGGUGUGCUUGUGCACACACUCAACUCAGCAGCGUGCCACAGCCACAUGACUAUGUGCAGUGGGUGUUGGGGGCUCCGGGCUCAGUUGCUCUUCUAGAGUCCACAAAGGGCUAGCCUGAGCUUCCUCUCUCCACAGAGCCAGAAGUUCACCCUCUCCUGAAGUUCAAAUUCACCACGUUGUACCCCUUGUGGCAGUUCUCACAUCACACUGAAUUGCAGUUACUGGUCUACAUGAUUGAUCUCUUCUUCUAGGUUGUAAGCUCUUUAGGAAAAGGAACUACCAAAUAUUUGUAGAAAGAUUCAUCUCUGUAUUCAACAUAAAAACCUUGUACAGAAAGUGUUUUAAACACUGCUGCAGGAAAAGUCUUAUUCUCAAAAAUAACAAAACCUCCUGUUUGUUCAUGUCUUCUUUCUUUUAUGCUAGAUUCCUGCUCUCUCAGAGGCAGGACUGUAACAUACCAGGAAGGGUGGAAGCCUCCAGAGAUCCAGCUUCUUUGUUGCUAAGCAGUGGGUCUUACACUUGGAACAGUAGUACAUCUCAUCUUCCCCUAGCUCUUCCUCACUGGGGAAAGCACGGAGACGGCUGUCCAGGAUGAUGGGCUCGACUUGCGCUCGCCGACUCUGCUCCACACUCUGAUGCUCAUCUACAACCUGUAGGUAGAGGGAACAGGAGGAAAGGGGUGUGUGGGAAGGCAUUUAAACUGGUGAUCUAGCUAUGCAUCAACCUCUCGGUCACUCACCCUUAUUUUACUCUAUAUAAGGAAAAAGAAAAUAUAACUGGCUGGGUAUGGUGGCUCAGGCCUGUAAUCCCAGCACUUUAGGAGGCUGAGGUGGGGGGAAUUGCUUGAGUCCAGGAGUUCAAAACCAGCCUGGCCAACAGAGUGAGACCCUGUCUAUGUAAAAGAAAAACCUAAAAAUUAGCUGGGCGUUGUGGCGCAUGUCUCUAGUCCCAGCUACUCAGGAGGAUUGCUUGAGCCUGGGAGUAGAGGUUGCAGUGAGCUGUGAUUACGCCACUGCACUGCAGCCCAGAUGACAGAGAGAGACCCUGUCUCAAAAAAAAAAAAAAGGGAAAAGAAAACACAACCCAAACUAGAGUCUGAGCAAAUACAGCACCUACACAUUUAUUCACAAAUGUUACACUGUAACAUUCUGGAUAAAAUUUCUAUUUAUAUGAUCAUAGCUUUUCUUGAAAAAUUUUUGAAUGCUUCAAAAUGACAAAAAGAACUGCAUUUAUUUAACAACUUUGGAAUCCUAUAAGGGAUUACAUGUGAGCUGGCCCUCAAGCCAGGGGUGGUGAUAGUAAGCCAUUUAUCUUUAAUCAGAAAGCCAGAGCAUUAUCAGUAUGCUGCAGAGUUUACAGAGGCUAGGAGAAAUAACAUGAAACAGAAACCAGAGCUGGAUGAAAUAAGGGCACAGAAAAGCUCACCAUGAGAAGACAACACAGCAGAGCACGAAACACCACAGGGUACAACUCAUUUACAUCUGAUCCCAUGUAACACAGAGUUAUCAGAAUACCAAGUCUAUACUUAUCUGUCUCCUCCCUCAUGGGGCCUUUUUAUCUGAGAUGGCAACAAAAGGAAGAACAAGCUCAAGAGUGUGCUGCUUUUGUUGAGAAGGCCCCUAAUACCCACCCAAACCUUUGGGGUCCUGUUAAUCAGCAUGUUAGGCUGUGGAGCAAGAAGGAGUUAAGUGUAAGAAAGGAGAGAGAGCAAAGAAUGGGUGGGGUGCAGGGAUAUGUGUUGGGAGUGGUGUAGAAUGAAGAAGGAGGAGAGAAGGAAGGAUCUAGAGUGCAGCAGAAAAGAAAGAAUUUUUCCCUCUCCAUGCCUGGCUGCUACCUGACAAACAAUCAAGAACCAUAGAGCUGGGAUCCUUCUGUUUGUCCCUCUAAUGUAUGGGAAGGUGGGUGAAGCAUCAGGGUUAUGAAUGCUACCAUAAGACUUCACACAGUUUAUAUUUGUGUCCCAAAGCAGAGCCCGGACCACAAGGCCCAUACUGACUGCCUCUCUGUGGCAAACGUCACAUAUGUCCAUCACCCACCCUAUUUAUUGCUCCUCACCCUUCCAGAGGUGAACUUCCUCCAUGAAUUUCCCUUCCUGAAACUCACGAUGGGAACCUUAGGCUGCCUGGAAUACAAAUUGGCACAGCUCAAGACAUGCAGCUUAGCAUGGGUUUUCAGGCGAGACUUUUUCCCUAUGUGAGAGUCACGAGGCUGUCAAAUGCUGUUAUAAACAAGCAAGGUUGGGUUUGAUCAUGCAGUUAAGGUUCUAGCACUGAAUAAUUAUCCAGGCUAAAGAGCUCAUUUAAAAAGGGGAACUUAGAGGAAAAUUCUUUUUUUAGAAAAGGAAAUCUGGCUUGGACUUGGGUUAUAGACUUCUUUUUUGAGUACAAAUUCUGUAGUAACAAGAUAUUAACUGUCAUCAUCUUUUGAAAUGGUCACUCAAGGAAAAAACUGAUGUGCUUCAAAAGGAAACAUGCUGUAUCAUAGUUGUUGGAAUGAGUAGAAAAAGGGGUGUAUCAUAUACGGUAGUGUUUCCUUUCUCAUAGCCAGUUAAAUAUUAUCUCUAUUAUCUCUACCAGGAAUACUUUAUGGCCAACCACAAAUUAGAGUAAGCUAGUAAAGAAUGUUGAAUUUUAUUGACUAUAUUUUCUGAGGAACACAGGCUACAGUGCUAGAUGAAGACAGGGAGGAAAGAAGGCUGAUAAAAAACAUAUUUGUGGACUGUACUGACAAUAAUUUCUAUUUAUCAGUAAAAUUUCCCAAAGUGAUAAAGAUUCCCUUUAUCUCUUGGGAUCUAUGCUUAGAUCCUCUACUAUUGUUUAAACAGUCUAUGAAUUACUUAUAGGCACCCUCUUCUUUUUCAGAGUUGCUUUAAAGCUCAUCUUAACACAAAACACAGGAAAUGAAGUAAUAGUCUUCAUAUAAGACUAUUAAAAAAAAAAGAGAGAGGCCUAAGAAUUUGUCUAGUUUAAUUUUCUUUUUUUCUUUUCUUUUUCUUUUUCUUUUUUUUUUUUUUUUUUGAGACAGGGUCUUGCUUUGUUACCCAGGCUAGAGUGCAGUGGCGAGAUCACAGCUCACUGCAGCCUUGAUCUCUUGGGCUCAAGCAAUCCUCCAACCUCAGCCUCCCAAGCAGCUGGGACUAUAGGUGCACAACACCACACCUGGCUAAUUUGUGCAUUUUUUGUAAAGACAGGGUGACAUCAUAUUGCCCAGGCUGGCAUCUAGUUUAAUUUUCUACUGAGGAAUCUGAGGUCCAAACAGGAGAGAAAUGUAAAGGAUAAGAGUGCGUGUCCCUGUAUUUUUUUCUGAUUACUAGGUAUAAUAUUCAUGUGGAAAUUUUGGAAAGCAGAGAAAAAUGUAAAAAGGCAGGGAAUCCUUUUAUAUUCUUAAUACAAAGGCAACCACUGUCAAAAUUUUGGCAGAUUUUCUUCUGUCCUUUUUCCUAAAUAGUAUUUUUUUCAAUAUUGAAGGUAUUAUUUCCAGUAUAUGCAACUUUAUGUCUUGUUUUUAAAAAAAUGUUCACAUAUCAUAAGCAUGUUCCCAUAAAUGUUAGCAAAAACUCCUGGUAAUCAUUUUCAACAACUGCAUUAUAGUUUAUCCAAUGAAUACCCCAUGCUUUAUUUAACCAUUCCUCUAAUGUGAGACAAAUAUAAGUUGUUAAUAACUUUUUACUCUCCUAAAAAAUGCUAUGAUGAUAUUUGCCUGCAAAUUAUGGAGUAAUUACAGAGUAUUCUCCCCUCAGAUAAAUUCCUAAAAGGGAAAUCACUGGAAUAAAAAAUAUAAAGCAUAUGGACAAUAAUCCCAAUUUAAAAAGAUGUUAAUGUAUAUAAAUAGAGUGUAAAUAAAAUAGUGUUGAUGUACUGAAAUAUGAACUGUAUAAAAAGUAUUGGUAAUUGUAUAUGGGGUGUACCUGUUUAUCUGUAACUGUUAUCCAAACAAAUUAAAUACUGUGGAUGCCUCUA